AGAGAGGAGAGAGAUUAAAGGCAGCAGAUAAAAAUGACAGGUUUGUGUUGCAGGAGACGUUAAAGGUCGACUGAGGCUCGGCUCGGAGACGCAGAAGAAGACGCAGAAAAGAGGAUUUGUUGACAAAAUCACCAAGUUGGAGAAGCUCCUCCUCUCCGUGAUGUAGCCGCAAGUCGGAACCUCCUUAAUUACUAAUUUCUCCACAUCCAAGCCACGCUCUCUCCCUCCCUCUCUGCUCUCUCUCUCCGUCCGUCUCUUUUCUCUCUCUCCACUCCUCCAUCCAUGCAUCUCUCAUCCUGACCCUCCUUUCUCUCUCCUCUCUGUCUCUCUUUCGUUUCCAGCCCGGAUAACGGAGGUGGACGAGCUUGGAGUUGUUGUUGUUAUUAUUUUUUUAUUAUUUAUUCCUCGUUUUUGGGACCCACCGCCACCGGGCAUGGAGGAUGUAAAAGACCCGCCGACCGUCCACCGGUCCUCCUCCUUCAGCAUCAAGAGCCUCCUGCUGCCCUCCAAAUGCGACCGACCGGACUCCGUCGCCGCCUCCGCCGCGAUUGUCGGCAUCCCCGGGACUCUCUCUCCCUCACCGGGCUCCGACUCUGAGAAGUCGCUGGACCCGCCGGAGGUGGACUCCACAGCCGCGGCGCUGGACUCGGAGAAGCCGGGCAAGGAGGAGCAGGGGGAAGAGGAGGAGGACGGAGGGGGAGGCGGAGGAGGGGACGGCGCCAAGGCAACACCGGAGCAGAACACUAACGGUACCAACAGCGGGAAAAACGGGAAAUAUGACAAGCCUCCGUUCAGCUACAACGCCCUGAUCAUGAUGGCCAUCCGGCAGAGCCCCGAGAAGCGGCUCACGCUGAACGGCAUCUACGAGUUCAUCAUGAAAAACUUCCCGUAUUACCGGGAGCACAAGCAGGGCUGGCAGAACUCCAUCCGGCACAACCUGAGCCUCAAUAAGUGCUUCGUUAAGGUGCCCCGGCACUACGACGACCCGGGGAAGGGGAACUACUGGAUGCUGGACCCGAGCAGUGAUGAUGUUUUCAUCGGCGGGACUACCGGGAAGCUCCGCAGGCGGUCCGCCACCUCCCGAGGAAAGCUGGCGAUGAAGCGCGGGCUGCGCUUCGCUCCUCUCGGCUUGGGGAUUAACGAGCGGGCGAACAACCCGCUCUAUUGGCAGAUUUCUCCGUUUCUUUCCCUGCACCAUCACCACCACCAUCACCCGCACUACAACGGAUCAUCUCCCGGCUUUUUGAACCAAGCGGCCGGCUACGGCUCGUUACUGCCCGCCGUGGAGCAGUUGAGCAACGGGGACUUGGGGCGCUCCAUCCUCGGCGGGUCGGCCGCCGGGGCGCUGGGCUUGACGAACAGUUACGGGAUGAGCACGUCGCCGGUCGGGCUGCUGUCCGGACAGACUGCCGGGUAUUUUGUCUCAGGGACCCAACACGCUGCUACGGCACCGGGGCCGCCGGGAGGAGCGCCGCCGCCUCCUCCUCCUCCGCCGCCGCCGCAUCUCCAGCAGGGCGCACCGGGGUUCGGCGGCCUGGCGACCAGCAGCUCCCCGCAGUCGCUGCUCUCGGACUCCCUCAGAAACAGCUCCCUACCGGCCUUCUCCCCGGGCGUGUCCGCGGGGUUCCCCGGGGUGCUGUCCCAUCAAAAGAGGGUGACCCCGAACGCGUUCCUAAACUGAACUGCUCCCUUCCCUCACCCUCAGCUCUCCGUGGAUGGCACCAGGACGAGGGCGCACAAAAGACGCCAAGUUAAGGGCAAAUAAUAAAAGUGGUAAAUAUCGAAAACUGAGAGCAAAAAUAUAUAUGAAGUGAAACUUUUUUGGCCAUAUUCUGCCCCGAAGUGCAACGGGUUUAUUUUGAUUAUUAUUUUUUCUGAAAAAGGGACAAACUUUUGUUACCCGCGGGUUGUACAACUGUAAACUAGACUUGCCAAAGGUAACAGUAUAAGUAUAUUUCAAGCUAUUUAUAUCUUGUACAAAGAUUUUCAGUACUUUCUUUGAGUCGUUUAUUUAUGUUUUGUAUUUAUUGUAUGUAUAAUGUAUUUAAAUUCUAUUUGUCCGUGUAUACUCAUCAGUAUUAAGGAAUAAUAAGGGGAGGGCGGUGCUGGUGGUGGUGUCGGGGUGGGGAGGGUUCAGAUAGCUACGGGGUUAAUAGUAAUUAUUUAUGAAUUUUGAGACAAUCAAGGAAAGGAGAAAAAAGACAAUCAGUACUUUUUGUUUUCUCUUUUUAUUUUUCUCGGGAGGAAAAAAACUUUUGAAACUGAAGAAUAAAUAAAAUAAGUAAAAAGCCUUAAAAAUCUGCCGAAACAAUCAGGGUUUUUUGAGAGGAAAAAUAAGCCUACAAGUCAUAUCUCUACUCAGGUUUGACCCCGGACAGGCCUAAUAACAAUAAUAACAACAAUAAUAAUAAUAAUACUAACAAGGGUAUCAAUAAUAAUAAUAAUGAAACUGCUCUCUCUGAAGAGUUUCCUUCCAAAAUGAUGAUAUCCAAAUAGAAAAGUUACUUUUAUCCAAGCAAAUAAUAUCCGAGCUGCUGCUUAAAAGCUGGAUUGUUUUGACUACGCUGCCCUUUUAAAGAAAUGGAUAGAUAAAUGGAUAUUAAUGUUUUUGGAAAAGAACUCUUCAUGUGAAAUUAUGCAAAGCUACACAGCUGUAACACGAGUUUUCUAUGUUUUUUUAUUCUGUGUUAAUUUAAAACAAACUAAAUUGUCCCUUUUUCACUUCAGUUCAUUUCCUUUUGUAUUUAUGUGUGUGUUUGUGUGUUUGGAGGCCUGGACGUGCGUAAAACCUCCUGCGCAUGUGCGUAAAGGCGCGACGCACAGGUGAGCGUCUUUUUAUAUUUUGGGGGAAAAAUCGACCCUUUUCUGCCGCAUUCAUGCAGCUUUUCCUCCCCGCUCUGCUGCUCUGGUGCUCAGCGGAGGCUGGCUCGGAGGCCUCAGCUGGAGCUUUUAUUCUGGAGACACAAACACUCAUCAGGCCUCCAAAGCUGCGCGUACACACACACACACACACACACACACACACACACACACACACACACACACACAUUCAGAUACAAUAAUAUCUAUAAUAUAAAGGUGAAAAAAUUGCAUCUCCACAACCUUUUUUUUUUUUUUAAAUGUCAAUUAUUUUUAGGUGCAAAUUAAAAAACGAACAAACAAACAAACAAAAACCUUAAAAUCUACUGAGCAUUAACUCAUGGAAACCCUUCAUGUCAUUUCAGUUUUUCUUUUAUAAAAAAAAAAACUCACUUUUUUCUGCAAAAUGACCCAUUACAAAGCAGCAUGUGUUCCCUAAACUUGCACGACAAUCAACAAAACUGGAGGUUUUCGAACCAGCUGCAGUGAAAUAUUAAUAUAUAUGCAACUUAUUUUUGUAUUUUUGAUUUUCUGGGAGAACAACAAACUGAUAAAAAUCAGCAGAACAGAAUUUAAUCUGAUAAAAUCUGAUGUUUGAUGUGACGAUAUUACCGACACCGUGGUUUUAGUGAAGAGACAACUUGGUGUUUUAGAUGAUUAUUUUUAAAAGCAAGCAAAAAAAACUACAGGUUUCAAAUGAUGCAUUUGUAUUUUUUACCCAUUUAUUUCAGUAAAUUAAUGUAACUUUGUUUUAACAUGUUUCAUUUUGUUAUCUGUGGCUCAGAACAUCACAAGUUUAGAAAAAUUAUCAAUUUAUGACAAAAAAUGGUCAAAUUAAGUUUCAUUAAACACCAAGGUGUCUUUUCAGCAGAGCCAUUUGGAUGUACUGGUUAUCACUCUGAUUUUGCUUUGAGUUAAAUUAUUUAAUUCCUCAAUAAAUAUUUCAAUUGAUUAAUUUUGUGCUUUUUAAUCAGCAAAAACUAGUGUUAACAAUGUUCUAUUACGGAUCUGCUUCUGUGUGUUUAUACAGAAAAAUAAAAAGUGUGUUUUACACCAGCAGGAGCAGAAAAAAAGCAAAAUUAAAGUAUUGAUCGCUGAGGUAUUGAUUGAUCCCUCCUGUCCAAAAACAGAGCAGAUAAAAGCUCCAAGCAGCAGCAGGAACUAUGAUGUUUUUAAAAAGCAUUUUAUCUUAAUAUAAGAUAUUAAAACAGAACCUUUCUACAAUUUAAAUAAAAAUAAAUUCAACUCUGUCCAGUCGUUGCUGGUGUGAAAGCAAAACUGCACUUACUACAGUUAGUUCUAUUGAUUAAUACUGACUGAUCAUCAAUUUUGGGCCUUUAAAUGCAAAGAAGCACCAUAAAUAUAAUACCCAUGAAAUUAAUUUGCAUUUUUUGGUGUUUUUCAAAUUGCAAACAUCAAACUGGAAGCUGCAGAGCUUCACACUCUGCCUCACUUCCCCUCUUUUUUAGUUUUUUACAGCGAAACUCUAAAUCCUAUGCAUGUCAUACAGAAAUAAAAAACCUCCCGAAGCCCCAAAAAACAGAACCGAGCUCAUCCUCAGAUAAAAAAUAAACGUUAAAAAAAGAAUAUUUUGGGUGAAACAAAAGCACAAACAGUCCAGCAGGUCUGACUGAAUAUUCAAACAUUUAAAUUCCAAACAGGAAAAAAAAGGUCUGUUUUUCUCUCUGUGUUACUUUUUUUGUCCAUUAUAGGUUUGUAAAAAAAUAUUUGUUUUGGAGAAUUGUUUGGUUUUUAUUUUUUUGCACUUUUGUAGUUAGCGUUCACUCGUAUGAAGUCUGUACUGUCUGUUCCGUUGCUGUCUGUCUGUUUUCAUUUUCAGAGAAACUAAACUUGAUUAAAAAGGAUGAAAGAA
Acanthochromis polyacanthus (spiny chromis) is the source of this 4732-nucleotide messenger RNA. RefSeq names its product forkhead box G1b (gene foxg1b). Gene Ontology annotation, cellular component: nucleus. Lineage: Eukaryota; Metazoa; Chordata; Actinopteri; Pomacentridae. The record is from RefSeq and is a predicted model, not a curated record. Gene Ontology annotation, molecular function: DNA-binding transcription factor activity; sequence-specific double-stranded DNA binding. The transcript has a single exon. Gene Ontology annotation, biological process: regulation of transcription by RNA polymerase II. The coding region runs from base 434 to 1681 and encodes 415 amino acids.